This is a messenger RNA of Paramecium octaurelia, 311 nucleotides long. The record is from the annotation of a GenBank genome assembly. Lineage: Eukaryota; Ciliophora; Oligohymenophorea; Peniculida; Parameciidae.
CUUAGACGGAGACCACGUUCUUGGUUCUCCUUUGAGGUUGAGAGCUGGCGUGGAAUUGGGCCUUGAUGUCAUCAUGAAAUUUUUGAAUGAUAGAGAGAGCAUUGGCGAACUGGGUGAAUUGGUCUUCUUCAGCCUCCAACACUAUUUUCUUGUUCUUUUGCUCGAUAAUCUAGAAGGGGAUUGUUAAUAGAAUGGAAUACUCGAUAUUUUAAUAGGGAUGGUUCGUUGGUGGUUUUCAUAUAAAAUUAAUUAAAUCUAGAUUUUUUGGGAUUUCGCCCCCUUCUUGAAGUGGGUAUUUCCACUGGAAUGAC